CCCCCCCCCCCCCCCCCCCCCCCAGUUAAUUUGUCCAUGUCCCUUACUUCAAUUCCUUUAAUUUGUAUAUUAUCGGGAGAAAAUGAAGUCAUCCUUGCUCUGUCUAGCAAAAGACCUUAGGAGUUGUAAACAAGUUCAGCAGACAUGCAGGGAGAAAACUGAAAGAUUGUAACUAUUCAUACCAGACAGACCCUCUCAACAUGCUAAGGAGUUGUCUAGCUUGUACACCUAGCAUGGGUGUGAGCAAACGCUAUAAAGACUACUGGCAAGCCCUGCCGAACCAUGAGGUGGCUUUAAGGACGGUUACUGGCAAGGAGCCAUGGGUUCAUGUGUGACAAAGGAGCAGAAGGCUGUUUGCGAAAUGGUGGCAGAUUCCAUCAACUAUGUAUGGAACCCAGUUUAUGUUGUCCCAACCAGGAACAGACAGGGGAGAUGACCUCCACAAAAGGAGGUGAGCGCCAACAUCGAGCUGCAUCUCGCGCAGGAUUGGUUCCAUGGCAAGCUGGGAGCAGGGCACGGUGGGCGGCACGUCGCUGAGCGGCUGCUAACGGAGUACUGCACCAAGAUGGGGGCACCUGAUGGCUCCUUCCUGGUCAGGGAGAGUGAGACAUUCGUUGGAGACUAUGUUCUGUCCAUCUGGUGUGAUGAAAAAGUGCAGCAUUUCCGCAUCCAUUGGCGGCAGGACACCAACAUCCACAGGUUCUUUUUAACUGACAACAUGGUAUUUGACAGCCUCUACGACCUCAUCACCCACUACAGAGAGACGCCGAUGAGGUACAGUGGACUUGAGAUGAGGCUGACAGAGCUGGUGCCUCGGUCCAACACUCGCAGACUGGGUGCCACGGGAUGGCACAAGAGGGACAAGCCCAGCUCCAGCACCAUCUACUUCAGGGCAGGAUGGAAGAUCCAGCACUGCCGCACGCAUUGGCAAGAGGGUCACGUUUAAUAAGGCACUUGACCAAGUGCAUAUUGUUCAAGUUCAUUACACACAAUAAAAGUUCUUGUUCUGCACUAACAA
Gallus gallus (chicken) is the source of this 1018-nucleotide messenger RNA. Its product is annotated as 1-phosphatidylinositol 4,5-bisphosphate phosphodiesterase gamma-1-like. Gene Ontology annotation, molecular function: ephrin receptor binding. The coding region runs from base 566 to 946 and encodes 126 amino acids. The transcript has a single exon. Gene Ontology annotation, biological process: positive regulation of translation in response to endoplasmic reticulum stress; negative regulation of PERK-mediated unfolded protein response; negative regulation of endoplasmic reticulum stress-induced eIF2 alpha phosphorylation. NCBI's taxonomy places the organism in Eukaryota, Metazoa, Chordata, Aves, Galliformes, Phasianidae. The record is from RefSeq and is a predicted model, not a curated record.